Messenger RNA from Ipomoea triloba (trilobed morning glory), 1671 nucleotides. RefSeq names its product agmatine deiminase-like. The transcript has 9 exons. NCBI's taxonomy places the organism in Eukaryota, Viridiplantae, Streptophyta, Magnoliopsida, Solanales, Convolvulaceae. The record is from RefSeq and is a predicted model, not a curated record. Bases 397 to 1146 code for a protein of 249 amino acids. Gene Ontology annotation, biological process: putrescine biosynthetic process. Gene Ontology annotation, molecular function: agmatine deiminase activity; protein-arginine deiminase activity.
UCAAUGAUUGAAGGAAGUAAUCUACUGAGUCUCGCUGCUAGGACCUUGGAUAUGACUUUGUAGAUGACAUUGGGUCUAAAAUCAUGAUGGGAUUUGGGAAUGAGAGCAAUGGUGGUAUAGUUAAGGAUCUGACCGGAAUCAAAGAAUUCUUGAACAGCUGCAAUGAGAUAGAUCUUCACCAAUUUUUCUUGAAGAAGCUAUCUGGACCUGGGGCCCUACCUAUUUCCUGGGAGACGACAGCUUUAGUCAGAUCAGACUGUUGAAAGGCAGAAACAGUAGGGCCAUUACUCAGGUGGAAGUCGUAGGCUGCCAUGUGCCCUCCAAAAAAGUUCGCCCCUUAAUUGUUUUUAAGAAAAAGAGAUAACUGCAUUUGCACUGAGAAUUUGAAGGAAGCAUAUGGACUUGAAGGGAAAGCCGAUUGACCAUGGCUAUCGCAUGCCUGCUGAGUGGGAGCCCCAUUCCCAGUGCUGGAUCGGCUGGCCAGAACGCCCAGAUAACUGGAGGGACAAUGCUGUGCAUGCUCAACGUGUAUUUGCUAGUGUAGCACAGGCUAUCUCAAGAUUUGAACAUGUUACUGUUUGUGCUAGUUCCGCUCAGUGGAACAACGCACGUGAUCAGUUACCAAAACAUAUCAGGGUUGUUGAGAUGAGCAUGAAUGAUUCUUGGUUUCGUGAUUCUGGUCCAACUUUUGUUAUCAGAAAAGGUGCAGAAAGCUCUCAAAAUCUUGAGCCAAGUGUUGCAGGGAUUGACUGGACCUUCAAUAGCUGGGGAGGAAUCGAAGAUGGAUGUUAUGCAGACUGGAGUCAGGACCUUCUUGUUGCAAGGAAGAUUUUGAGCAUUGAAAGGUCCCCAAGGUUCCCUCAGACUAUGAUUCUUGAAGGUGGAAGCAUUCACGUUGAUGGAGAAGGUACUUGCCUCACCACAGAAGAAUGUCUCUUGAAUAAAAACAGGAAUCCUGAUAUGACAAAGGAAGAAAUUGAGAGUGAACUUAAAGCAUAUCUUGGAGUCAGCAAGAUUAUUUGGUUACCUCGUGGGUUAUAUGGUGAUGAUGAUACAAAUGGUCAUAUAGAUAGCAUGUGCAGUUUUGUGAAGCCUGGUGUCGUUUUAUUGUCUUGGACUGAUGACAAGUGUGACCCUCAGCAUUAAAGAUCCUUGGAAGCUCUUACUGUUCUUGAAAAUUCCACAGAUGCUAAGGGUAGAAAAUUUAACUGGUCCUCAAAAAGGGCUUCAUCCUAAUGUUGUUACGUAUACCACAAUGUUGCAGGGGUUCAUUAUUUUGGAUACGCACAUGGUGGGGCCUCUGUUCCGGUCAACUACAGUUUCCUUUCAACACAACUGUAAUAUCUUUUCAACACAACUGCAGUAUCCUUUCAACACAACUGCAGUUUCAGACGGAAGCCCUUUUUGAGGAAUUUCACAAAAUAAUGAACCCCUGCAACAUUGUGGUAUACGUAACAACAUUAGGAUGAAGCCCUUUUUGAGGAACUCCAUAUACCUGGUCCUCUCUAUAUGACAGAAGAGGAGGCAAAUGGAUUGGUUGAGGAUGAUGGUAAACCAAGACUUCCAGGUACAAGGCUUGCCGCUUCAUAUGUAAACUUCUACAUUGCAAAUGGGUCAAUCAUCGCUCCACAAUUUGGAGACAAGUGGGAUGAUGAAGCAGUUCGGGUCCUG